This is a messenger RNA of Salpingoeca rosetta, 765 nucleotides long. RefSeq lists its product as uncharacterized. The annotation marks the transcript as partial. NCBI's taxonomy places the organism in Eukaryota, Choanoflagellata, Craspedida, Salpingoecidae. The transcript is spliced from 8 exons. The record is from RefSeq and is a predicted model, not a curated record.
AUGGUAAUGAAAGCGGGCUCGCAUGCCGGCUGCUGCUGCUGCAACUUCCCCGAUUCAGCUGCCGCUGCUGUGCUCAUGCAGUGUUCCCACAUGCGUGAGCAAGGGGGAUGGCUGCCUGAGGAUCGUUGGAGGAUGAUGGGCGGUGCACACAUGAUGGGUUGUGAGGAGCAGCUGUGGACACACACGUACAUGGUCAUGGUGGGCACAUCCAAUCACAGCGACGCAGCUAUGCGCAGCUCCGCUGUCAUCAUCACCAUCAUCAUCAUCGCCCGCACAGCCGUCAUCACACUCCGGCCGACACCAGCCCCAAUCUGGCGUGAGGCAGACAUUGCACAUGUCAGUCGCUCUGAUGAAGAGGUGAGCAAUGUCGUUGAGGAGGCACAUGAAGCGGUGGAACCAACGACGAUGACGAGUGAUGGAGCAACACCAACAGCAACAGCUGAUGGCUGGCUGCAUUUGGAUGAACUGGCCCUCUGUAUCUCGCCCAUCUCCUCGUCGUCGUCAUCCUCGUCAUUGGUCCCCAACAGCAGCGGCUGCUGCCGUGGAUGUGGAGGGUGUGAUGUGCGUCGAUGCGCCGUUGCCUCGCGUGACGACGCUGCUGCUGGUGGACGGUGGCCGUUCUCUUCCCAAGCCCCCCCCCCCAUGACACGAGCAGGGCGAUACAUGCACACACAAAUGUGCGAGAAAAGAAGGCGCAAGGCGGACGUGUGCGGGUUUCCCCAACCGAUUAUCCUUCCCCUUUUCCCAACGAAUCACCUUUGCUCU